GGUGGGGCAACCGAUAACGAUAACGGGCCGAAAUCCGUCUCCACAAACUUUCCUCAAGCCCAUCACGCAUCCGUCGCCCGGUUGCCGUCUCGACAAGAAACUCAAUCUCGACCACGUGUGCUGAGCUUCCAUUUCGCAGCCAACGCAAGACACAAUGAGCGACCCAGAGACCAAACCCGCCGCCGAGGCCGCAACUGCUGCGCCCGACGCGGUGCCGGCUGAAAAGCUCAAGGACCUGGAGACUCCAGUAGUCGCAGACGCCGUGUCAGCGCCUGCAGCUCCAGCUGUGUCAGCAGCUCCAGCGGCCCCUCCAGCUGCCUCAGCUGCCCCAGCUGCCCCAGUCGCCGCAGCGGACACCACGGCCCCGGAAACCGACAAGGUAACUACGGAGCUAACGCCAAUUGCCCAGCUGUGGACCGUCGCCAAAUCUAUCGUCGCAUCCGCCGGCCACGGCGAGAUUUGGGGCGUUACUCUCAGCGACCCAGAGACUCAUAUCCCAACUCAGAUUGUCCUCCAAAAGUACCUCAACGCCAACGAUGGCGACCUGGCCAAAGCCACGGAUCAGCUCACCAAGACGCUGGAGUGGCGGGCCAAGACGAAACCACUCGAGCUGUUGAAGAAGGCCCAUGACUCGGUCAAGUUUGAGGGCCUAGGGUUCGUGACGGCGUACGGCGGAGAUGAGCCCGACAGCAAGGAAGUCUUCACGUGGAACAUCUACGGCGCCACCAAGUCGGUCGACGAGACCUUUGGCAAGCUAGAAGAAUUCAUCGAGUGGCGAGUGGCGCUUAUGGAACUCGCUCUGCAGGAGCUGUCCCUCUCGUCUGCAGUCAAGCCCAUUACGGCUGAGAAUGACCCGUACAAGAUCACGCAGGUGCACGACUACAAGUCAAUCAGCUUUCUCCGCCAGUCGCCGCACGUCAAGUCGGCCAGCUCCGAGACCAUCAAGGUCUUUGCGCAGAACUACCCGGAGCUCCUCAAGGAGAAGUUCUUCGUCAACGUCCCAGCCAUCAUGGGCUUUUUGUAUUCCUUCAUUAAGCUCUUUGUGGCGCCCAAGACGGCCAAAAAGUUCCACCCCAUGUCCAACGGCGGAAACCUGGCCAACGAGUUUGCUGACAGCGAGGUCAAGGGUCUGGGGGAGCAGUUGCCGGCCGAGUAUGGUGGGAAGGCGGCGGAGCUCAAGGGUUCUGCCAAGGGACCGCUGCUCACGUAGACGGACUGCGGUCAGCAGAGUUGUAGACCGGACCCUUGAAGAUGACUCACGUUAUAGUUGUUAGUAGGGAACUUAGUUGCAGCUUUGUGCCUCCAUGCUGAACCAACUAUACUACCUAAUUAUUACCGUGUUAUCCCAGUGCUGGACAACAUGCCGGGCUGUCGUCGAUAGAGGCCCAUCGUCACGAUAAAUGGUUCUCCAAUGGC
Lasiosphaeria miniovina is the source of this 1416-nucleotide messenger RNA. RefSeq names its product CRAL-TRIO domain-containing protein. The transcript has 2 exons. The record is from RefSeq and is a predicted model, not a curated record. Gene Ontology annotation, cellular component: cortical endoplasmic reticulum; cytosol; plasma membrane. Bases 155 to 1210 code for a protein of 351 amino acids. Gene Ontology annotation, biological process: regulation of exocytosis; Golgi to plasma membrane protein transport. Gene Ontology annotation, molecular function: phosphatidylinositol transfer activity. NCBI's taxonomy places the organism in Eukaryota, Fungi, Ascomycota, Sordariomycetes, Sordariales, Lasiosphaeriaceae.